AUGUCAAUGUCCUGCUCCCCGGUCAUCCCGAGCUCCGUGCUGGCAUUUUUCGCGGGCUCCGGUGGCGUGAACAUUCUCGCGUCUCCUCUGUUCCUGCAAAAGCACACCGGUCGGUCCCGGGUGGUUCUCCCGACCCACGAUAUCUACCACGCGGGAAAAGACAAGGAGGGGAACGCGGUGUACACGGUGUACCGAAUUUUGGCCAAGGAGUACAAGCAUAAUACCAUCCAGGGCAUGCUGUGUGUGUCACUCGUUUCUGGGUACGGAGUGAAGGACGACUCCGUGCGCGGCAGCAGCAACUCGGUCUUCAUGCGUCCGAACGAUCUGAAGAAGUUGAUGACGGAGGGCACAACUUCGAUCAAGCGGAACUCGGUGGUGGUGUUUCAAACGGGGAUGGUGGUGCGUUUGGAGGACAUAGAGAUAUUCUGUGACCUCCCUCUCAUCAACAAAAGAGACCUGAUUGAGAAACAGAGCGUUGGUGCCGUAUGCAAGCGCGACAUGUACAAGGCGACGAGAGGCGAGGACAACUGGGCGCACGUCAAGGCAGGUGCGCUCAUCAAGGACAUGGAGUCGUCGGUCCACCAACUUCUUCUACCUUACUACCGACGCUACAGGGACAACAGCAACGACUCGCAGCACUUCUUCAGGGCCUUCAUGGAGGACAUGAUACGGACAUGUGACGCCCACCACAAGAAUUUUAUUGAGGGUGAACACUUCGACGACUUGUUGACGGGUAUCGUCGAGCGCAACAAGAAGAGGUCGUGUCCGUCUCUGCAGACGGAGACACGCCCCAGGAAGAAGUGGGGUGGUAAGUUAGAUGCAGCUGGAAGUGGGCCCGAAACUCCUGUUUCGCCAACGGUCUCUGGUGUCACCAAGACGAAGAGGGACCUCGUGAAGGAUGCGUUGAAGAACGUCUCUCGCGAGAAAAUUGCGUCGAUCAUUUUUUAA
This is a messenger RNA of Ectocarpus siliculosus, 948 nucleotides long. The record is from the annotation of a GenBank genome assembly. NCBI's taxonomy places the organism in Eukaryota, Phaeophyceae, Ectocarpales, Ectocarpaceae.